CAAAAAAACAAAUUCAGUUCCUGAACAACCAGAAGUGGGGGCUCUACCAGCCCUGCCAAUAUCAGACUUGGAAAGUUUGGACACUAUGAUCUCGAACCUUCCUUUGAAGCUGCAUGAGGUGAAAAACAAAUUGCUGCCGGAGGAGAAUCAAUUGAUUUCCACCCUUGAAUCUUCACUCACUAACCUGACCAACUCCAUUGCCCAGCUCGUACCUGUGCAAGGUAUCGCCCCACUGUCAGCCACGACUAAAGGAAUUUUGCAGAAUGUAAUUAACCAAGUGCUGUUGCUAAUUACCGUAAUAAUGGAAUCACUUCAAGUUCGGGUCAACAAAGCGGUUCCGGAUGAAAAUACUGCGCUGGUUAGCAGCCUUCCGGCGCUAUUUGAUAUUUUAAGACAAAUUCUGGUUCCCCUGGCAACGAUGGAAGGGGUGAUUAAGGAUUUUACUAAUUAGGCAAAUCUUUUGUUCACCCCUUAACGCACUCUUAAAAAUAGUGUUACGGUAUUGAAAAGUAAGUGCAAUAGGUUAACUAUAUUGCAUCCAGAGUAUGUAAAUUAAAAGUUGUUCUUUAUCAAGUUAACGUUACCCUGAAUUUACAUAAUCCAGCUUACACACUUAAUUCAGAGUGUUUUUACUGCUCAACAGGAUGGCAGUAUUUUUAGGAGUACAAACUAUGUAAAAAAGAGGGUAGUUGAGUAGACCUGAGUGCUAACAAUGCCGACAAGGAAUAACAAAUUAUAUACGUGAUUUUAUUUAAAUUCAUGAUUUUAAACAAUCAAUACUUUUAAAGUAAGCUAGA
Molecule: messenger RNA, 797 nt
Organism: Folsomia candida
Lineage: Eukaryota; Metazoa; Arthropoda; Collembola; Entomobryomorpha; Isotomidae
Exons: 2
Coding region: 86-451 (121 amino acids)
Source: RefSeq, a predicted model, not a curated record